UCAUGCCUGCUGCGAAGUCGAAGCAGAGGAGCACCCUCUUCGUCUUCGUGUACUUCGCCUCUUCCGCGGCGCUCGCGGUGCUGCUCUCGGCGUCCUGGCAAUGGCUUGCCGCGGCGUCCGCCCGGCCCGCCCGCAUGCGCCUGUUCAUGCACGACGUGCUCACCGGGCCGGGCGCCACGGCGGUCGAGGUCGUGAACGGCACGGGGCCGUCGCUGUUCGGGGGCGAGCCGCCGCUGCGGUUCGGGCAGGUGGUGGUGAUCGACGACGCGCUCACGGAGGGGCCGGACCCGGCGUCGAGCCCCGUGGGGCGCGCGCAGGGGACCUACGUUUUCGCGUCCAUGCACGGCCCGGCGUUGCUCUUCUGCAUGAAUGUGGUGCUCACGGCGGGGCCAUACUCCGGGAGCACCUUUACCGUCGUCGGCCGCGACAACAUCGUCGAGCCAUUGCGGGAGCUGUCCGUGGUAGGCGGCACCGGGCGGUUCAGGAUGGCGACGGGGUACGUGCUCUGGAAGACGGCGAGCUGGCAGCUACGCAAGAACGCCGUCCUCGACCUGGACGUGUUUAUCCACCUCCACGCCCACGCCCAUGCAUGAUGGACGCCAUCAAUCGCCUUAGACGCAGGUAUACCUGCCCAUCGGCAGCCUGGCCCGGACGGCCCGACCUUGUCCACGGGCCCGGACGGCUUGGCUUUUCUGCAUCGGGCUUGGUUAGGCCCGGCCCGGCCCGAGCCUUUUUUUUUCCUUUUUCACAUAUUAGUUCUAUUUUAGUCAAAUUUUAUAAAGUUUGACCAGAUACAUAUAUAGUAUUAAAAAUAAAAAGAAGUUGACGGAAUACUACCAUUGAUAUUAAAAGGUUGAGUGGUAAGC
This is a messenger RNA of Triticum dicoccoides, 866 nucleotides long. Its product is annotated as dirigent protein 1-like. The transcript has a single exon. The record is from RefSeq and is a predicted model, not a curated record. NCBI's taxonomy places the organism in Eukaryota, Viridiplantae, Streptophyta, Magnoliopsida, Poales, Poaceae. Bases 3 to 593 code for a protein of 196 amino acids.